CUUUUCUGCAGGAGCUGGUGGAGCGCGAUAACUGCAAGUUUGAGGAGUGGUGCAACGAAAUGGCCGAGAUGCGCAAACAGAGCGUGGCCAGAGGCAAAAUCAAACAUGAAGAGGUGAAGGAGCUCUACAAAAGGUUACCCGCUGAAGCUGGUUCCCCGUACGACUUCAUCUCUCUCGAAUGGCUGCAGAAAUGGCUGGAUGAGUCUACUCCUCCAAAACCUAUAGAUAACACAGCCUGCCUGUGCUCGCACGGCAAACUCCAUCCGGAUAAAAUAUCCAUUAUGAAGAGGAUAUCGGAGUACGUGGCCGACUUCUUCUACAGGAGAUAUGGAGGAGGGCCCCGGCUGAAUGUCAAAGCACUUUGCAAGGACUGUGUGGUAGAAAGGUGUCGAAUCUUGCGACUGAAAAACCAGUUAAACGAAGACUACAAAACCGUUACGAACUUGCUGAAGAUAACAGUCAAGGGGAACGACGGGUUUUGGGUUGGAAAGGCAUCCUUGCGGAGCUGGCGUCAGUUGGCUCUGGAGCAAUUAAAUGAGCAAGAUGAAGACACGGAACACAGUAAUGGAAAAAUUAAUGGAAAUGCACAAAACAAAGAUGAAUCAAAUGAAGAGAAAAGAGAGGAGGAAGAGGAGUUAAAUUUUAAUGAAGACAUCGUGUGCCCACAUGGUGACCUGUGCAUAUCUGAAAACGAACGGAGGGUGGUUUCGAAGGAAGCCUGGGAGAAACUCAAGCAAUAUUUUCCAAAGGCCCCUGAAUUCCCAAAUAACAAAGAGUGCUGUUCCCAGUGCAAGAUUUUAGAGCGUGAAGGGGAGGAAAAUGAAGCUCUGCAUAAGAUGAUGGCCAGCGAGCAGAAGACUUCUCUCCAGAACCUGUUUCAUGAUAAAUGCAGACCUUGCCUGGGCAGCUGGCCUCAGGAGACAGACGAGCUGUAUAUUGUUUCGCAGUUCUUUGUAGAAGAAUGGAGGAAGUUUGUCAGGAGGCCGACGCGAUGCAGCCCCAUGUCCUCGGUAGGAAACAGCGUUCUUCUCUGCCCCCACGGGGGUCUCAUGUUCACCUACGCUUCCAUGACCAAAGAAGACUCCAAACUUAUAGCUCUAAUAUGGCCCAGCGAGUGGGAGAGGAUUCAAAAACUCUUUGUCGUGGAUCACGUCAUCAAAAUCACCCGAACGCAAGCUGCUGGGGCGGACCCCGAGAGCGCACUUUACACCUCUGAACCCCAACUCUGUCCAGAGUGCAGAGAAGGGCUGUUGUGUCAACAGCAGCGGGAUUUGCGUGAGUACACCCAAGCAACCAUCUACAUCCAUAAAGUGGUGGAUAAUAAAAAGGUAAUGAAGGACGCUGCUCCGGAGCUGAACGUGAGCAGCUCAGAAGCUGAAGAGGAAAGGGAGGAAAACAAGCCAGAGGGGGAGCAAGACCCAGAUUUUAACCAGACCAACGGUGGCGCGAAGCGCCAGAAGAUCUCACACCAGAGCUACGUCACUUACCAAAAGCAAGGCAUCAGGCGAAGCACCCGGCACCGGAAAGUCAGAGGGGAGAAAGCGCUUCUUGUUUCUGCUAAUCAGACGCUGAAAGAGCUGAAAAUACAGAUCAUGCAUGCAUUUUCAGUUGCUCCCUUCGACCAGAAUUUGUCAAUCGAUGGGAAGAUACUGAGCGAUGACACGGCAACGCUCGGCAGCCUGGGAGUCAUCCCCGAGUCCGUCAUUUUAUUAAAGGCUGAUGAACCAAUUGCGGAUUACGCGGCGAUGGACGACGUUAUGCAAGUUUGUAUGCCUGAAGAAGGAUUUAAAGGGACUGGUUUACUUGGACACUGA
Messenger RNA from Cariama cristata (Red-legged seriema), 1814 nucleotides. RefSeq names its product ubiquitin specific peptidase 48 (gene USP48). The annotation marks the transcript as partial. The transcript has 17 exons. Gene Ontology annotation, biological process: fatty acid catabolic process; protein deubiquitination. Lineage: Eukaryota; Metazoa; Chordata; Aves; Cariamiformes; Cariamidae. Gene Ontology annotation, molecular function: cysteine-type deubiquitinase activity; 2,4-dienoyl-CoA reductase (NADPH) activity; cysteine-type endopeptidase activity. The record is from RefSeq and is a predicted model, not a curated record.